Messenger RNA from Ectocarpus siliculosus, 663 nucleotides. NCBI's taxonomy places the organism in Eukaryota, Phaeophyceae, Ectocarpales, Ectocarpaceae. The record is from the annotation of a GenBank genome assembly.
AUGCUUCAUGUUGUCCUCUUCCGGCCUCUUAUCCCUGCUAAUACUGGGAACAUUGGACGCACUUGCCUGGGUUUCGGAGCAAGGCUACACCUGAUCAAACCGCUCGGGUUCGAUCUGUCCGAGCGAGAAGUUAAGAGGGCCGGGCUUGAUCAUUGGGAGCACGUGGACCUAGCCGUCCACAACACCUGGACAUGCUUCACUGAGAGCAUGCUACCCGUGCUGGGUCACAACAACAGCGGCGGCGGCGGCGGCGGCAACAUCUACCUGGUGUCGAAAAGGCUCAAGCUUGGGUCGACGCCCAUAGCGGACGUCGAUUUUUUUGCGCCAACGCCGAAACCUCCUCCGAUCGUGGCCCAACCCGGGGGGGGCGCCGGGGAACUUUCGUCGGAUACUGUUGGUAGCUCUGCGUGCAGCGAGGGCGACGUUGCCCUCGUGUUCGGCAACGAAGUGGACGGGUUGUCGGGGCUGGAAGAAGGGGAAAGGGGCCGCGCCCUACCGGCCGUCUACCUGCCCAUGCGUGACGACGUAAUCCGAUCGUACAACCUCUCCAACGCGGUAGCGAUGGCUGUUUACGAGGUAGAGCGGCAGAGGAGAGAGGCCCCGCGAAUACGAGACAUGGGGAGGGGGGGAGAACAAGGCAGGCCAACUUCGUCAACGGUGUAA